AUGGCGUCCAGACGCAAAAGUGCAAAGCCUACAAAUAAAGCCCAUCAUCAAGUUGAAAUCGAUGAUGAUGACGACGAUGAAACAGAAAGCAUGAAAGAGGCCAGGAUGUCACUGGAAAUAAUAUCCUACAUUCAACAUCUCAAGCAAAGAAAAGCCUGCUGCACAGAACCAGCUGUGGAGAAGUCGACGCAUUCACCAGACCAUCUUAUACAACUGCAGGACACAGAACCCCACAUUGCUCUGCCUUCAGACAUCUAUCAAGACUUCGAAGCUCUGAAGUCUGCCACGAAACUGGACACCACUGAGCUCAUGAGGAAACUGCUCAACGGAUAUCAGCUGACCUCAGCUACUGGCCAACCAUCACGUGACAGGAAGCUGGAUGAUGCCAUCGACGACCUCUUUCAGGCAAGGUCAGCAAGCGUACUUGACCUAUCAAGACGAAACGGAUCAAGCCCCAUGAGCUACAGCCUCCAGCAAGAAGGUAAAUCUAGUCCUCUUCAAGGCUACAGUUUCACAGACGAUCAGCUGGCAAUGGGGAUCCUAGACUCGAUGCAAGAGGGCGACGACAGCAGCAACGAUCUUAAACCGCUGGAUUUGACUUUACAUAGAAAAGACUCUCCGUCCUCGUUAGAUUCUGCCACGAUGCGGGGAAUACACGUAAACACCAAUCUGGGAGUUGCUGCCUUCUCGCCUGUGCUAAACUGUCCAGCCAUUUCUAAUAAAGAACCCCACUGCUCGCAGACUUUCAAACACGCAGGUUCUUACGUCAUAAAUCUAGAGCCGCGCAACAGUAGCCCUUUGUUGGCAAACUCGUCUCUAGCGCAGGUACUUCAGAUGGAUAUCCCUCUUCAUGGAUUCAGUAAGAUUCAGAAACAAUCUGCCGUGUCUCCCGAGAGUGUACACGGCAAAGACGGCAGUUACACAGCCUCACAGAAGACGAGCUCUGAUCCCUGCGUUUCAAAUGCUGUGCAUUUCAGAUCAAAAUUAUUUCAUGGAGGAAAACCGUUUUCACCGAUGGCUAAGACGUUUGGCGAAGGAAUGGGGCAAAGUAGUUCUGGUUUUAGUAGCCCGCCGUCGUAUGCCGAAGCAGUCACUUCUGUUUUGAACUCGCAGCAAAACAAAAGAGUAAGUAGUAUUAGCGAAUCUUUAUCGUUUGUUCGGAAUUUAGAUACAAAUGAACAAGACAUCAAGUCGAGAUCUUUGUCUUGUAUUCAAAUUAAUGCUGAAGAUCCAGUUGGCAAGUUCAUCCCAUUCACCAUCAGCCCCAAGCUGACAUCCUCUCAAGAAAAUCAAAGACAGCAGAACCUUCUACAACAACUUCUACAAAACCAAAUUAAAGCUGAAAAUAAGCCCCCAGCACAUUUAUUUCAACAGUCACAGCAACAACAGCAACAUCUUCAGAACACGUCAAAAACUUCAGAAACCGAGCAGUCGAGCUCGGCAAACAACUACAGUAACUCACCGGUAUCCCAUGUCCCAAUGCUGCAGUUCCCAGAACUACUCAAAGACUUUAAUGACAUGAAACAUAGUUCAAAGAUGUUAGGAAACAAUGAAUCGCCUUACCCUAACUUUUUGCUGGAAUCGAACUCUGUAGGUAUCCCAUCAAUCUCUAACGCAUUGGCCACCUCAAGCAGUUUGCCAAACACAUCUGUCCCGUUAUCUACGUUCUUCAUGACCACUUCUGCUAAUGGUGGCGUGGGACAUAUGGUAGCGAUACCUCUUAUUCAUGCAGUUUCUGAUGGCGUUACAGGAUUCCAACCCUUUGCAUUCGCACCACAUCAAAUACCAGCACCGAACACAUCAUCAACACCAACAACUCAAAGUUCUGCUGAUGUAAGUAUAGCUUCAAUACCAGUAGGUGCCUCAAAAACUGCAAAACUAUCUAACGAAAUGGUAAACCAAGAGCCAACAAGUUCUAUUCUUUUCACAUCCGAAUUACAUCCAUCCCCUCUUUCAGAAGUCAGCAAACCGAAGCCAGGUCGACCUAGAGGUAGAGGCGGUAGAGGAAGCUCUCAGAAAAGCCAAAAUAAAGAUAUGAAACUGCUCACAGAAAACACGCUAUUUCCUGGUGUAUAUACAAGCAUUUUAAAGCUACCAUGGAGUCGGAGAUCCAGAAAUAAGACAAAGGUGAAGGCAAUUUCUGAGUUGAAGAAACAAGCACAAAUUAUUGUUCACGGAAAAAUAACUGAACAUGAUGAUUGUGUUACUGGCGACAAGCUUAAGAAAGAAGAAGAGAUCGAAGACAAGGACAUUAAUAGAUUAGCCAUGUCAAAAAACAUUCUUUCGCAGAAGAUAAUGGAAAACUCAAGAGAAAGCGAAGAACAGCUGCAGAACGAUUUGGAGGAUAGCCAAAGGCGCCAGAUGCAGCAGCAGAAACUAAAGGAUCUUGAACAGCAACAGAGACUGCACUUACAAUACCAUCUCCGACUGCAAGAAGAACAACGAAAAUUAACGAAACAAAUUGAACAGUCGUAUAUAAACACAAGUGCCGAGCCCGCUCUAGCCCUGCCGUUUGCAGCAACCAACCAGCAAAUUCUUCAAGGGAAAAUCUUGGACAGUACACAGAAGGAGUUUUCUAAACUACCCGUUUCUAUGGGUAGCAGUGUUCUGUCAGACUCCAUAGGGUUCAGCCAGCCAGUGUUUUCAAAAGAUGCCCUCACUGUAGUUUAUUCCUAUGCAGAUACUAACACCCUCAGGAAGACUCCAAGGAAGCGUGGACGCCCGCCAAAGAUUCCAAAUCUGCCAUCAAAGGCAUGUGAAUCACAAUUGCCUCUUAUUACAGAGUCUAUAGCUGGUUCUGCAGAUCAGUACGACGAGUCAGUCAAUUUUCUUCAAACAAAUACCGUAAACUCAGGCUGCGCUAUCUCUACAAAAGGCAACUUGUCCAUAUUUCCCAAUUCGGUAUCAGCGCCCGUCACAUUCGAGGAUGUCAGUCCAACGGUUUUACAAUCCGAGGACACUGGAAAUGACAGGGAUAAUGAAAUGACGUUGGAAAAGAAAAUAACAUUUUUAACAAAUCAAAUUGGGCUGGAGCUAUCUAAAAAUGGCGUAUCAGAGUCUUCAAAUGCAAACGCAAUGAACAAAUCUCAAACAACGAAAUGCGCCGAAGAUACAACAAGUCAGCUUGAAGACAUGAUGUAUCAAGAAAUGAAAAUUGCAGUUAACAAAUCUUUAAUUGACAUUAAACCCCGAAGAAAGAAAGUCUCAAGACUCCUCAAGUCUGAUGAAAACUUUAUGUACGCCACGUUUAAAAUAAAACCAAAAGGUCUUACCCCAAGGAAAAGCAGAAGGCGGAGAAAGGACGUUUUAGCCAACACGGCAGCAGUUGCAGAAACCAUAGCAAACUUACGGAAAAAGUCUUUGCAUGAGGGUUCGACCCCAAGCUCCACCUCUGACAGUUCCAAACCUCUGUCUAUGGUGGCAUGGAAGUUUCAUGAGCAAUAUGCAUUUAUACCUGAAGAAGGAGAAGAAGAAGAAGACGCAAACAAGGAUAAAACAGUGACAUGCUUAAAAUGUGGCAGCUAUUUUUUAAACGAACACAAUGAUCUAAGACCUCAUCUUUGCAAGUCGUGUCUUCUAGAAAGUUCUGAUGUGGGUGAUUACAAAGAUGGUACACUGAGCAAUAUAGGACAGAUGCGCGUUGGAGGUGCAGACGUGAAAGCAGAAGUUUGUGUUAGCUGUGGUUGCAUUCUGCAGAAACAUUUCUCAGACACUAGUGUGACAUGUGGGCUCUGCAGAAAUAACACCCCAGGUAGCAUAAAGACAUCAAAGCUGUUCUCUUUUCAAGACAGCCCGGAGGACACUCCGCCAGCAGGGCGGCUUCUGGGAAACAAGACUCCACCGAGUGGAACGUUUGUGGUUUCUCCAGCUGAGUCACAAAAUAAUGACAAAGGUGCAGACAGAUGUUUAGCUAAGAUGAACAACAAUCACCUUUACUGCAGUCAGUGCAGAAUGGUGUUCACUAAAAUAUGUGAUUACCUGGCUCACAGUAGAGACACCCAUGAGACGAAACAUUCAGAGAAAAGAGGCAGUAUAUCCGGUGAUUCUCCAACACCGAACGACUCUAACCGCAAACCCAGAGUUUCAAAAACCAAAAAGUCACUGGCACACAAGACACUGACAUGCCCAGUGGAGGAAUGCCCCCACUUCUUCAGGGAGCAGAAAGAUCUAGAUCUACAUUUCAUGAAGAAACAUUCAAAUCUGAACAGUUUUCCCAAAGGAGAAUGUGGAUUCCCAUAUCAAACUGCCGAAGACCUCGACAACAACCAGCAACUCCCCCAGAAUUCAUCGACCACAGCCAUCACCACCACUACAUCGACAUCAGCUCAGCUUGGCAGAGGCAACACCAAGGGUAAUGAUGGUUUAAACAACGAGGACAAAGCUGCAGCAUCCGCCAUCUCUUGUGAAAAACCGUUGCAGUGUGAAUUCUGUGAUUAUCGCUGCCGCCAGAAGAACGCGCUGACGUGGCACAUGAGGAAACACCCAGAGGCUGCUUCCCAGUACAGGAGAUAUAACAAUCUGAAUGCAGAUUGA
Messenger RNA from Candidula unifasciata, 4533 nucleotides. The record is from the annotation of a GenBank genome assembly. NCBI's taxonomy places the organism in Eukaryota, Metazoa, Mollusca, Gastropoda, Stylommatophora, Geomitridae.